Messenger RNA from Haplochromis burtoni (Burton's mouthbrooder), 2154 nucleotides. RefSeq names its product ankyrin repeat and SOCS box protein 2. The coding region runs from base 92 to 2146 and encodes 684 amino acids. Gene Ontology annotation, biological process: intracellular signal transduction. NCBI's taxonomy places the organism in Eukaryota, Metazoa, Chordata, Actinopteri, Cichliformes, Cichlidae. The record is from RefSeq and is a predicted model, not a curated record. Gene Ontology annotation, molecular function: protein binding. The transcript is spliced from 10 exons.
CUAGAUUACAGACAGACAGCUGGAGAACAGACUGAGGAAAGGACGAAGCUGAAACUCAAGGGAAACACUGGAUUUCUGACAGUGUGCUAUCAUGGCAGGACCCAGGAUCUCUCGCUCCACAUCAUCUGCUUCCAGUCUGACUGCUGACGAUUAUUCUCUCUAUAGUAAUCUGAGUGAAGAAGAGCUGCUGCAGCUUGCAAUUGAGCGCAGCCUAACUGACACACAUGGCAACACCACCGAAUCCAACACCAUCAGUGCCAACAACACCAUCAGUGCCAGUACCCCCAGCUGUGUCCAGCCUUCUCAUUGUCCUGACAAACUGAACCCAGCAGCCAUAAACACAAACCAGCCAAGCCACAGAGCUCAAAAUUCAUUUCAAGCACAGACCACAGCACACUACAGCUCACCAAACCCACCACCUCAAAAGCCUCCUGAUCCGAAGACAUUUGAUGGGACAAUCAGUCUGUUUGUCACGGGUUCUGGGAAGAGGAUGGUGGCAUAUCGCAGACAUGAUGGCAGUCUGGUCCACAUCUGUCCCGAACCUGAAGAGGAGGAGGAACCUUUGUUCAAAGCAAUCCGUGAAGGUGAUGCAAGCAGAGUGAAAGCACUUGCAAUGUGCCCAGGAACAAACUUGAUGCUGCCGAGUAAACCGGGCUGGCUGGCAGUUCACCAGGCAGCGUGGUUCGGCAAGGAAACCUGUCUGCGCAUGCUGCUGUCAGCUCAGCCUGGGAUGAUCAACAAGAGGACAGAACAUGGCGAGACAGCACUGCUGGUUGCCGUCAGUAGAGAGCAUCUGGGAUGCGUUGAGGUGCUCCUGGGAAGAGGAGCUGAUCCUGACAUCCCAAACUAUGACAAGGAGACACCACUGUACAAAGCCUGUGAGAGGAGCAACCCAGCAAUUGUGGCAGUGUUGCUGAACCACGGAGUAGUGGUGAACACUCGCUGCAUUCAAGGGUGGACGGCACUACAGGAAGCUGUUACCCGAAACAACCUGGACAUCUGUGAGAUGCUCCUGAAGGCCGGCGCCAAACACAGCAUCAGCAACAUGUAUGGCAUCACACCACUCUUCACCGCUGCUCAGAGUGGGCAGCUCGCCACGCUGCGUUUUCUGCUCAAACAUGGUGCUGACAUCAACAGCCAGGCAGCUGAUGGCGCAACAGCUCUGUAUGAAGCCACUAAAAAUGGACAUGAACAAGUCGUUGAGCUUCUCAUUUCGCAGAACGCUGAUGCCAACAAACCAGGAAAGAGGGGACUGCUACCUCUUCAUGUUGCCGCCCAGAGAGGAAGUGACACCAUAGUCUCCAUGUUGAUCCCGGCCACCAGUAAGGCCAGAGUCCGGCGGACUGGCAUUAGCCCUCUGCACAUGGCAGCAGAGCGUAACCGUGAUGAUGUCCUGGAGACUCUAAUCGGGGCAGGGUUCGAUGUCAACACCCAACUAUCAGAGGAGUGGUCUAGGUUGUACGAGGACCGCCGUAGUACGGCACUCUACUUUGCUGUUAUCAACGACAACAUCGAUGCUGUGCAAAUGCUCCUGACUGCUGGCGCUAACCCAAACUUGGAUGUGUUCAAGCCUGUGAUGGUAGCAGCAAGGCAGGGCUGCAUCCAGACCAUCACACUGCUUGUAGAACACGGCGCUGAGAUCAAUGCUACCAUCCCCACCCACCCCACUACUUUCCCUGCCGUGUACAUGUUCUCAAUGAAGUACCUGCCUAUGUUCAAGUACCUGCUAGACCAUGGAGGCAAUGCCCUUUCCUGCUUCAAUUGUGUGUAUGGCAGUCGUCCUCACCCACCAAUCAAAACCAGUCGAACAGAGAGGGAUGAACUCCAUGAUAUCGACCAAGCUGUCCCAAGAAGAGGCAUUCAGUUCUGUGAGAUGAUAUCCGUCCCCAGUAUCUCUCGAUGGGCGGGGCCAAUUAUUGAUGUCUUGUUGGAUUACGUCGGCCAUGUGACUCUUUGCUCCAGACUGAUGGAACACCUGGACAGUUACUCUGAAUGGACCUGCAUAAAGGAGAAAGCGGCUCCACCGCGCUCACUGCUGCAGCUCUGCAGGCUGCAGAUUCUUCACCUGGUUGGUCGCCGUUGGUUGAAGAAGUUGCCACUCCCUGGGGGUCUGAUCCGUUUCCUGCAGCAUCAGGAGUUGAUGUAGAUUGACUG